Molecule: messenger RNA, 1097 nt
Organism: Tribolium madens (black flour beetle)
Lineage: Eukaryota; Metazoa; Arthropoda; Insecta; Coleoptera; Tenebrionidae
Gene: Mrm2
Product: rRNA methyltransferase 2, mitochondrial
Exons: 3
Coding region: 65-790 (241 amino acids)
Biological process (GO): RNA methylation
Cellular component (GO): mitochondrion
Molecular function (GO): rRNA (uridine-2'-O-ribose)-methyltransferase activity
Source: RefSeq, a predicted model, not a curated record
AAAACAAGUAAACAUAACCUCAUUUCGUGCAAUUUACUCUUAAAACUCUAAAUAAUCGAACAAGAUGGUUUUGCUCCAGUUUUGGAGGAAUUUUAGUACAACGAUGAGACACCUAAAGUCAGUUAAAUUGAAAAAUGUGAAGGGUACGAGCUCACACGAGUGGCUCUCUCGCCAACUCGCAGACCCCUACGUAGAGAAGGCAAAAAUGAUGAAUUACAGGUGUCGCAGCGCCUUCAAAUUGCUCGAAAUCGACGACAGAUUCAAAAUUUUGCGGCCCGGAUUUGUCGUUAUUGAUUGCGGGGCUGCGCCCGGCUCGUGGUCGCAACUGGCCGUCAAGAGGGUGAAUUCCGACGGGUUUGACCCUAAACAAGCCCAAGGAGUGGUUAUCUCAAUUGACAAGCAACAAGUUUUCGCAAUUAAUGGGGCUACGAUUUUGGGGAAUAUGGACUUUACUGACCCGAAAUCGCAAGAUGUGUUAAUUGAGACGCUCAGAGGGAGGAAAGCUGAUGCUGUUAUUUCGGAUAUGGCCCCCAACGCAACCGGUGUUAAGGACUUGGACAAUGAGAAUAUAAUUCGGCUGUGUUAUAGUGUCCUGAGGUUUGCUGUGCAAAAUUCUCAAGUUGGGGCUAGUGUCGUGGUGAAAUUGUGGCAGUGUGGGCAAGCGAAACAAUUAGAAAAUGACUUGCGGAAAUUCUAUGAUAGUGUUAAAUUUGUAAAACCUAAUUCGAGUCGGUCAGAUUCCGCCGAAAUUUUCUUACUCGGGAGGGACUUUAAGGGACUAAAAGUCUAGUUUGAAAAAUAUUCUUUUACUUAUAAAUAUGUACAAUUCACAUAAAGCGCUCUAUCACAAGAGAAACACAGAAAAAACCUCUACCCAGGCUGUGUUUGUUCACUUAGCGCGUGCGUUCUAGGACUGGAUUAUUGCUCUUUUCGCUCCUAUUAACUGAAAAAUGCUCAAGAUGAACUGAUCGACGGCCUGCUAUCCUAAGAAAAAGUGUAUUUGUUCGUCUUUAAAUUGCAAAUCUUUGAACAACUGUUGCGUCAAAGUUGUAAAAAUCGUGGGGCCGCAGACCAUAAAGUAAAUAUCGUUUUUAACA